Messenger RNA from Magnolia sinica, 1683 nucleotides. RefSeq names its product tryptamine hydroxycinnamoyltransferase 2-like. The transcript has a single exon. NCBI's taxonomy places the organism in Eukaryota, Viridiplantae, Streptophyta, Magnoliopsida, Magnoliales, Magnoliaceae. The coding region runs from base 32 to 1342 and encodes 436 amino acids. Gene Ontology annotation, molecular function: acyltransferase activity, transferring groups other than amino-acyl groups. The record is from RefSeq and is a predicted model, not a curated record.
AAGAAUCCUCUCUUUGUGAAGCUUUACUGCAAUGGCUGUAGAAAUACUCAGCACCACCACCUUGAAACCUUCUCCAUCUCCACCGUUCAAUCCCCUCCACAAUACCCACAUCCCCCUCACCAUCUUCGACAAAGCCGCCUUCAAUCUUCACGUCCCAAUCAUCUAUGCUUUCAGACCGCCCAUGCCAACAAACGAUGAGAUGAAAGCAGGCCUCGCUAAAGCUCUAACCUACUUUCCACACCUUGCUGGGAGACUAUCGAUAGAUGAACAACACCACCCUUGUUUUGUUCUUAACAAUGCAGGGAUCCGUUUGAUCGAGACCCAGAUAGAGAUGACACUGAUCGAACGAUUCCCACUCGACCCAUCGACCGAUCUUAGGAAAUUGCAUCCGACAUUUGAUGGUGUUGAUGAGUUGCUACAAAUCCAACUUAACCGUUUCUCGUGUGGCGGUCUUGUGAUCGGCCUAACAGCCCAUCAUCGUGUAGCUGAUGGACAAUCUAUGAGCUCUUUCUUCCUUGCAUGGGCUAAAUUAGUCUGUGGCCUUGAUGUGGACCCACUUCCUUAUCAUGAUCGAGCAGCCAUUUCAGUCCCAAGGAAUCCACCAAGGUGCGAUUUCAAUCACCAGGCUGUGGAAUUUAGAGAAAAUACUACUCUGGCCGUGUCCCCCACUUCCAACUCGGUCUGUUUAUCAUACAUAGAGAAUUUGGUUGUCCAUUUCUCUGGUGAAUUCAUAGCCAGGCUCAAGACACAUGUUAAUCCAGGCCAUCAAUACAGCACUUUCGAGUGUCUCAUGGCCCACCUGUGGAAGAAGAUCACGUUGGCACGUGGACUGCAGGAUGAUGAGCUGACUCAAGUGAGGGUGGCUGUGAAUGGCCGAGCUCGUAUUAAGCCGACGGUCCCGAUGCAGUAUUUUGGUAACUUGGUGUUAUGGGCCUACCCAAAAUUGAGAGUGGGGGAGUUGUUGAGUGGGACCCACGCAUCUGCUGCGAAGGUGAUCCAUGAUGCAGUAGCUCGGAUCAACGAUGCAUAUUUCAAGUCUUUUAUCGAUUUUGGUGAGGUUUGGAAGAGAGGAGAAGGAAGGGAGGAGAUGGCUGCAGCUGCUCCUUGCAGUGGUAACUCGUUGUGUCCGGAUCUGGAAGUGGAUAGUUGGCUGAGAUUUCAGUUCCAUGAUCUUGAUUUUGGUGGAGGUGGGCCAUGUGCUUUUCUACCACCUAACUUGCCUGUAGAGGGAUUGCUGAUAUUCAUACCUUCAUGCAAAGAGAAGGGCGGGAUCGAUGUCUUCAUGGCUCUUUUGCCUCAUCACGUGGACCAUUUCAAACAGAUUUGCCAUUGUCUGGAUUAGCUAGGGGCGGUUACUAGUGCCAAUGUUUUACACGAGUGUGAGAUCCAAACCGCUCAUGAGACAGCCAGUCGCCACCAUGUAGGUAUGCCUGUUCAAAAGCUCGGCCAGUCCGCUCAUUGAUGCAGCACACGCGUACAUUAAAUAUGAAGCCUUGGCUUAUUACUUUUGCCAUCCAUGUGCAGAAAAAGGUACCGCCCGCAUGAUGAACGGCUUAGAUCUCACACAUAUGUGUCACCUUGGCAAGUGCGAGCAGAGUAUUGUACUGAUAGCUGAUUUUCUUUCUGUUUGAUGUGUUCAUGAGAUGAAUAAAAUUUGAUUUGUGACAUUAAAUCUUUAUUAGA